Messenger RNA from Chlorella variabilis, 324 nucleotides. RefSeq lists its product as hypothetical. Lineage: Eukaryota; Viridiplantae; Chlorophyta; Trebouxiophyceae; Chlorellales; Chlorellaceae. The record is from RefSeq and is a predicted model, not a curated record. Bases 1 to 324 code for a protein of 107 amino acids. The transcript has 3 exons.
AUGGGCGACGGGAGCUGUGUGCUGAAUUGCUGCCUGUACUGGCUGCUCGGGGUCUUCUGCCUCGACUGCUGCCUGGCGGCGCCCAAGCGCGGCCGCCUGCGCGACAACCACGCCCUGGCGCCCGAGCCCUGCGGAGACUGCUGCGUCCACUGCUGGUGUGGGCCCUGCGCUGUGUGCCAGGAGGCUCGCCUGAUCAAGAGCCACGGCGUCAUGCCCGCCCACAUGGCGGCGCCCGCCGGCGCCGCGGCCCCGCCGCCGCAGUACUACCAGCAGGCCCCCCCUCAGGGGCAGGGCCCACCGCAGCAGCAGUUCAUGUCGGUGUGA